GCCAAAUUGAGCUUCAGUCUGAUACGUAUGCUAAAGCUCCCGCGGGUGGAUCUCGCAGUUGGCAGCGCUGCGGUUCCAGUUUUCUUAGUACGGGACCCCGCAUGUGGCCAUGCGUCCAUCGGCGCGAAGACGCCGCGCCCGUCGCCGUUGGACCCUCAUAGAUACAUCCAUGGCGUGCGUGGUAUGGCAAGCCCGGUUUGCUCGUUCCUGCUGCCAACAUCGCAACGGGCCACUGCCUGUUGCAGAGCAAGGCGCGGGCGUGGAUGGGCUUUUGAUAAAAAUAAAAACAAAAAAGGGAACGGCGAAGCUAACAAAGCAACCCACGGCUUCGGUACUUUUCUCAUUGGCUGGUUCCUGACGCAACGUGUCGAUCUCUUAGGUGGGAGACAGCGGCAGAAGGAGUAUGUGGUCGAGACCCCAGCGCUCACAAUUCGCAAGCGACAAGGAUAAUGACGAGAUCCCAUGGCGCCGUGGGAUGACCACGCCCUAUAAAUAUCGGUUCACCGGCUCCAUCGCCGGCACACCUCCAAGCACCCCGUUUUGCUCGUGGCAGAAUUACGAUUGGUUCGGGCGUGUUACUGCAGUAUCCUUCGUCCAUCUUUUUUGGUGCGAUCCUUUGAAAGUCGCAUUGUCGCGUGGGGGUCAACAAUAUUGUACGGUCCGCUUUGUUCGUCAAGCCUGAACACACCGGAGCGUUGAUAGUGGGCAUCCCACGAAUCCAGACGAGGUUCAAAACUCGCCGCGUCGAGAUCACCUCCGCGGAGCAAAAAUCCUCUCUGUGAGAGCUGGUGCAGUGCCCUGUACUUGGUGCUGAGUUCGUAGAAACUCCUGGCGCUGAAAAGUCAGCGAGCGAAACCCGUCGAAGACGCCAGAUGCCUGCCGCCCAGAGCCGAGGCCAAUCAAUCAACUCGGCAGCUCUCAUGUCGUUCUCCACAUCCAUUUGUGACAAUCCUUCAACGUCGGUGAAAACGCAGCGCCAACACCACCCAUAACCGGCAGACAUAUAAAACAAAGAGACAAAGGACAAUCGGGUCUCUCCACCAUCCGAACGUACCUACAGAAUCACAGAACGGCUAGGACCGGGUCAUGCAAAGAGCCCCCCUCCGCCUGCUCGGCCGAGCAGUUGCAACAGCGUCCACAAGACAGGCAUACCUGCCAGGGGUUCGGGCCGCCACCUCCUCCCCUAUCAGCAACGCCCAUCCCACCCUCCACGGCACACCUAACCGGCGGCUGCACACCACCUCAUCCGACCCCGCAAGCACGCCACCGCCAGCGACAGGGCAGCAGGGAGACAGCAACAUGGCAUCCGAGGACACCACCACCACCACCACCACCGCCGCCGCCGCCAAGCUGCCUGCCCUCCCGGAACCCGGCAGCGGCGACGACGCCCCCACGCACCAGCUGGACCUGAGCAGCGGACAGGGCAGCGUGACGCUGGACCACCUGGGCCCCAUGGUGGUGAACCGUGACGGCACCAUGUCCCGCAUCGCCAACUGGGCCGAGAUGAGUGACAUCGAGCGCCAGAACACUUUGCGCAUCCUUGGCAAGCGCAACCAGCUCAGACUCGGCGACUUGCGCGCCGCAAAGGCCAGAGAGGAGGAGGAGGCCGGAGCCGGGGCGGCGGCGGGAGCGGAAGGGAAGGCGAAGAAUUCUUAGCAGCGAUGCCCCAAGCAAAAAAAAAAAAAAAAACCAUGCACUCCUUUGGCGGAGGAAAGAGUCCUUCCCAUGUAUGUUCAUGAAUACCAACUUCGUAGGCAAAGCCGAAAUAGUAAAUCGAGCCCUCUUUUUGACGAGGUUGAGAACCAACCCCAAGAGUGAUGCGUUUAUCAUCGGACAGGACGUCUCAGUAGAGUCGUUCUCGUAGCGUUUGACUUGGAAUAGUAACAGCCCAAGAUACCACAUCAGAGUAUCCAGGCAAUACACGUCGUUUGUGCAAUAUUGAGGGUAUAUAUAUACAAAAGAAAUAACAAUAACCCGCCAACAUCGCCGCCCUAGCAUCAGUAACACCCACCCAUCACCAUCCCAAAGUGUAAGCACCUACACAACCCGUAUUUUCCUAGGUGAUGAGAAAAAACACACCUUUGCCCUUUGCUCCGCAAUGCCGAACGCUCAUAUCCACCACAACCCAGGCUGUCAUGCAGCACCACAUAUCGACGUUAGGCCAUGACGGUACACCUUUGCACAUCUGCCGUGCUUCAGUAAGCAGAGAGCAACAGGGCACAGACACAUCCUAUGCCCAGGAACGAUGAAUCAUACUAUGAAAAACAAUGGAAAAUAACCGGCCUCCGACCCGAGUGCCCUGCCUCUGCUCUCGAGGGUGCAGAACGCCUGAUAUAUCUCUUGAACCAAAAAAAAAAAAAUGCAGAUGAUAGUCCAAAAUAACCGAGCCUAAGCAUGCAUGCUGGAGACGACAGAAAAUAGAAAACAUUAGACCAAGAAAACGUAAACGGUUUGAAGAAAUAGUCUAUCAAGACAGCCGUCGUCAGCCCGUCAUCUCGCCGCCCUCGUGCUCCUCUGGAGAGGCGGGCACGGGCUUCUUGGCAGCAGCCUUGCCCCCGUCGCCUUUGAGGCCGGCCUUGUGCUUGGCGCU
Gaeumannomyces tritici R3-111a-1 is the source of this 2590-nucleotide messenger RNA. RefSeq lists its product as hypothetical. The coding region runs from base 1087 to 1656 and encodes 189 amino acids. The record is from RefSeq and is a predicted model, not a curated record. NCBI's taxonomy places the organism in Eukaryota, Fungi, Ascomycota, Sordariomycetes, Magnaporthales, Magnaporthaceae. The transcript is spliced from 2 exons.